AUGUUCGGCUCUCCUUACCGUCAGGCUGCUCCCGUUAUGGCCGAGCGCGCCCCCGGCAAGAUCACUCUUUACUUCCACAAGAGACAAACUCCUCCUACCCUCCCCUAUGAACUCCAUAACCACGUCUCCCCGGACACUUGGGCGAGCCGCGUGCCGCAGAUCCUGCGUCUGACGGCGCGCUACCAGCAGCCUCUCCUCGAGGCUGUCUGGAUCUUGCUCUUCUUUGUCGCCGCUAUUGCGGUCCCCAUGGCUCUCCGCUCAACCAUCUACGGCAACCUCCGCACCUCGAUCUACACCGCGCACUUCAUCUCCCUCGGCAUCUUCCUUGCUAUCGCACUCGUCUUCUGGGCCCCGCUCAUCGCAUGGAAGAUGCUCGGUCAGCAAUACGCGAACGUUCUCGCGCGCCGCUGGGCCGCAGAAGAUACCCGCCUUAGCGGGAGCCGGUACAACGGUUACGUGCCGCUUUGGUCGAUCCGCCUCCCAGGAGUGCUCAGCAGCCAGACGAUCGUUACGAUUAACGUGCCGCAGCUCGGCCCGCCCACGAGCCCCUACGACGCACAGGCAUACCUCCCAAAUUGGGUUGGCCCCGCGCAGAACCAGGGCAGUCCGUUCGAGGACAGAUAUGCGACGGACCUCAAGCGCCCAUCGUCGCUCGAUGCGCUUCCGUUGUACGACGGACGCAACGCGCCACUCAACCUCGACGAGAAGGCUCCCGGUUACUACAACGGCGGUCAUCAGGUCUAA
Peniophora sp. CBMAI 1063 is the source of this 744-nucleotide messenger RNA. NCBI's taxonomy places the organism in Eukaryota, Fungi, Basidiomycota, Agaricomycetes, Russulales, Peniophoraceae. The record is from the annotation of a GenBank genome assembly.